UUUUUUUAAUUGCUAAGUACCGGGUUUUGAAUUAGGUUCAUGUGAUCUAUUUAAGGCCCAACUCUUCUAUAUAAGGAUUAAAGCAUAAGGUCAUAGCAAAUUCAAUAAGCUAUAAUGGGAGUCCAAAACUCGUUGAUUUUAGUCUCACUUCUUCUCGGGUCGUUGUACUCUAGCUUUUUAUUUGUAUCUGUUCCUUCUUCACUGGAUCGUUUAAGUUUUCCGGAAGGAUUUGUUUUUGGUACUGCAUCAUCUUCUUACCAGUAUGAAGGAGCAGCAAGGGAAGGUGGUAGAGGACCAAGUAUUUGGGAUCACUAUACCCACAAAUACCCAGAGAAAAUAAAGGAUGGCAGCAAUGGCGAUGUGGCUAACGAUGCAUAUCAUCGUUACAAGGAAGAUGUUGGGAUUAUGAAAGAGAUGGGCUUAGAUGCUUACAGAUUCUCAAUCUCAUGGUCAAGAAUAUUACCAAAUGGAAAGCUAAGUGGGGGAGUGAACAUGGAAGGAAUCAACUACUACAAUAACCUCAUCAAUGAGCUUCUGUCUCAGGGUAUACAACCCUUUGUGACAUUAUUUCAUUGGGAUGUUCCCCAAACAUUAGAAGAAGAGUAUGGUGGAUUCCUAAGUCCUCGCAUUAUAUCACAUUUUAGAGAUUACGCAGAGACAUGCUUUAUACAUUUCGGUGAUCGAGUGAAACAAUGGAUCACACUAAACGAGCCAUGGACCUUUGCCCAUGGUGGCUACGCGUCUAACUUUCUGGCUCCAUAUCGAUGUUCAACAUGGCAACAACUCAAUUGCACCGGCGGAGACUCUGCCACUGAGCCAUAUUUGGUUGGACACAACCUACUUCUCUCUCAUGCAACCGCCGUCAAUGUAUACAGGCAAAAAUACCAGGCCACUCAAAAGGGUAAGAUAGGGAUCACAAUAGUAACCCAUUGGAUGGUGGGUUACUCUUCUGAAAGACAUCACCAAAAUGCUGCCCUUCGAGCACUCGAUUUCAUGUUUGGAUGGUUUAUGGAUCCAAUUAGCAAAGGUGACUAUCCCCACUCGAUGAGAUCUCUUGUGGGAAAUCGAUUGCCAAACUUCACAAGAGAGGAAUCAAAGAUGCUGAAAGGGUCAUUUGAUUUUCUUGGGUUGAACUAUUACACUGCAAAUUAUGCAGCACAUGUGCAUACUUCUAAUGCUACUCCUAAUGAUGCUGUCGAUGCUAGUAUUUUGACCGAUGCUCGUGCUGAUCUUUCAACUGUGAGUAAUGGGAUCCCCAUCGGUCCAAAGGCUGCUUCUGAUUGGCUUUCUGUUUAUCCAAGAGGGAUUCGAGAUCUUUUGCUCUACACAAAGAAAAACUACAAUGAUCCACUCAUCUACAUCACUGAAAAUGGGAUUGAUGAGUUAAAUGAUGCCACAUUAUCGCUGGAGGAAGCUCUUAACGACACUAUGAGGAUUGAUUACUUCUCGAGCCAUCUUUCUUUCCUUCGAAGAGCAGUGGUUGAGGAUGGUGUCAAUGUGAAAGGGUAUUUUGCAUGGUCAUUGUUGGACAACUUCGAAUGGAGUUCAGGUUAUGCUGUACGAUUUGGUAUCAACUACGUUGAUUUCCAAAAUGGCAUGAAGAGAUAUCCCAAAGCUUCAGCACAUUGGUUCAAGAACUUCCUCAAAAAAUAGUGAUUAUAUUCUCAUCAUUAACUUUUUAUUUAUAGGCAAUGUGACAUUGUUAAGAAGUAAUUGCUCAGUGUUAUAGAGUUAAAUCAGGGAGAGCUGUUGUCUAUCUAUAUGUAUAUUCUUCAAUCAACGUCAAGUUCAUUUGUAUUGGUUCUUAGCUAGUUGAAUUCUAUCCAACUAACACCUUCAAGCCGGAAGGGUCACA
Tripterygium wilfordii is the source of this 1855-nucleotide messenger RNA. RefSeq names its product beta-glucosidase 12-like. The record is from RefSeq and is a predicted model, not a curated record. The coding region runs from base 115 to 1653 and encodes 512 amino acids. Gene Ontology annotation, biological process: carbohydrate metabolic process. Gene Ontology annotation, molecular function: beta-glucosidase activity. The transcript has 13 exons. NCBI's taxonomy places the organism in Eukaryota, Viridiplantae, Streptophyta, Magnoliopsida, Celastrales, Celastraceae.